Molecule: messenger RNA, 2325 nt
Organism: Megalobrama amblycephala (Wuchang bream)
Lineage: Eukaryota; Metazoa; Chordata; Actinopteri; Cypriniformes; Xenocyprididae
Product: PARP1 binding protein
Exons: 11
Coding region: 194-1957 (587 amino acids)
Biological process (GO): negative regulation of double-strand break repair via homologous recombination
Cellular component (GO): chromatin
Source: RefSeq, a predicted model, not a curated record
ACAGGUGUGCUGGAGAUGGAUUGUAGUGAGGCACAUCUCAAGGAAAAGGUUAUAGAUUAUAGAGCGCCCUCGCAACAGACUGAUUAAUCCGGUGGACUACUGUUCUUACCUUAAAACGACAAGUGCCCACGGCCACAUACUGGUUUCCUCCAUACGCCAGGAGUGAGGCAGAAGAUUUUGUAAAGACUGAAUAAUGGUGGUUAUGGAGGAAAGCCUGAGAACAAUGACCAGGGUCUUCAGGAGAGAAUGUCACAGGGUGUUGGACUCUGAGAGGACCACCAUUCAAGGGGCUGAUGGGAUGCUGAUGGUCCUACAACUUGCUGUGGCUGGGGUCAACAAGCAGGAAUAUGGGGACUUUGGUGUUGCUUUGAGUGAAGUCUUGGCUGCCUGGAAAUACUUCCUUCUGGAUAAGCUCCAGCUAUCCCACAACGAUAUCCCUCUUCCACAAAACUAUGACCUCAUCCGAAAAGAGUAUGACUGCUUUUUGAAACGCACAAAUACUGUGGACUUGAUUGACGUCUUCAUUAUGUUCAAGGAGCUUCGGAUAAAUGAGGACCCUGAGGAACCCCUAACCGCGAUGCAGCUGUUUCAGUUUCUCAUUGGUGAAAAGGAGAGUUUGGAAAAAGUGGAAUCUCUUCCUGUGUGUCCCGCAACUCCAUCUAACAAGGCUGGAAUCUGUAGUCCACAGAUACAGAGAGUUGUCAGGAGAGUUUUCUGUUCCUAUUUGGGCCUUCUGGUGAACUCUAAGAAUGAUAUUGCCCUCGCGUACACCCUGGACAACCCUAAUCGCUCUCUGGGCCACAUCGCCUUUACUGACCUGAGACAUGCUGCAUGCACCAACGCCUCAUCUCUUUUCUUGACAGUGACGUCGUUUGUCAGGGCCAUACAGCUGGGAGGGAAGGGGUACGCCCCACCUGAAUCUCACCCUUUAAGGAAGCACAUAAAGGGUUUAUCAGAGUUUCUCAAUUUUGUCGACCAGUGUCAAGAUGUUUUAGGAGAAACCCCCAAUCCAAGAGAAGCUGGAUCUAAGCUGGUGUCUAGUAUUAGAGCUGCUUUGGUCAAAGGCCGCAGUGGUGGAGACCCAGUAUACUUUGCUGCAGAGGACACAGCCAAAAGUUUCAAGGAAAGAAUCAGUCAAAUACACACCAUGCAGACACAGUCAGCAGUUGGCACAGGAAUAAGUCCAGCAAGGCCCAAAGCGUAUGCUAUUAACCACUGUACUGCCUAUGGGGGCCGAGAGACUGUGAAGGUUCUGAUGGCCCUAUUGGAUGAAGAGGCUCUAGUCCCGCCCUGCAGGAACAAGGCGGAACUGCUUUCUGAAGAUCAUGCGGUUCUUAAUGGCAGCGCUGGAGCUUGUCUUCUUACCAUGUACAAAUCUCCAGAAGCUCCUACGGGAUCUUCUCCAAAGAGUUUACGGAACCGUGUCUCGAGCCAACAAGAACAUAUCAAGUCCAAGGUUGUGCGGCCAACCAUUCGCUCUCAGUUUGCAUGUACGUACAAGGAUGACGAGCUGCCCCUCAACCGGGUGUUGGAGUUUCCAAGUGCUAGCCAACUUCCCACCUGUGUGCACCCUGCGCCCAAACGCACCAUCUCUUUACAUGCGUCUGUGGAGGAAGAGUGUGACUCCACUGAGAUGGACAACAGACUCAAAGAGACCACUAACUUGAGGUGUGAAGGUCCCGGCCAAUCCGCUCUGGGGGAACAUAGUGGAAAUGCCUGGAACCGAGCAGGUGGGAAGGGGACCCGGCCAGAACAGCUCGGAAGAGCAACCGGGACUUCGAAGAGAAAGCUUGCCAAUAGAGAGUGCGCUGAUCAGGGAAAAGAAGAGAACCAGCCCCCUCAGAAAAGACCCCCCGCCAAGGCUCCCGUUGGAGGCCUGGGGAAAAGGAACAGUAAACCUGCCAGCAAGAAGCUCAUCGCUGGUCAGGGAAAACUGACAGGCUUUUUCAGACUGUAAUUUACUCCAUGAUCUCUUAUCAAUAAUGAUGCUGUGUUUUUGGUAGUCUAAAUGCAUUUAAAGGGGGUAGCUAUUUUUUGUAUAAUGUCCCUUUUAAUGCUUUCACUAUCCAUUUAAAAACCAGCUCACAUCAACAUGUGUGAGGGAACUCUUCUCCAGAUAAUUACUGACAGAGUGUGUGUAUAUAUUUGUGUGUGCAUGUUUGAGAUGUAAGAGAGAAGAUUAUGAGUUGGCAAAGAUAGAACUUUAUCAUUUUAUUUGAUUGUGUGACUGGAGUACAUUUUAUAAUGUAUGCUUUCUGCUCUCCUUGAAGACGACCCAUAAUUUGCAGAUUUUAAUAAACUUUUAUUUCAGUUCUUUUUAAAUCA